Messenger RNA from Polypterus senegalus (gray bichir), 2021 nucleotides. RefSeq names its product tRNA methyltransferase 61B (gene trmt61b). Lineage: Eukaryota; Metazoa; Chordata; Cladistia; Polypteriformes; Polypteridae. The record is from RefSeq and is a predicted model, not a curated record. Bases 393 to 1925 code for a protein of 510 amino acids. The transcript has 8 exons. Gene Ontology annotation, biological process: tRNA methylation. Gene Ontology annotation, cellular component: tRNA (m1A) methyltransferase complex.
AUAAUAUUAUCCUAAUUUUACUAUAGGUUAAAACUAUAUAUACCUGUAUAUAAAUGUACUUCACAAUUGUCAGCAUCUGAUUUGCACAAACGCAUCAAUUCCUUCUUUUUGAUUUCAGUUAAACAGCAUGUUCCUGUGACACUGGUUGAUGACACAAAUUAAACGCGACAGUUGUGGGUUGCGUGUCUACUGCCGAUGCCUUUCAAUGUGGCUUUGGAAUUUAUUUCACAUGAAGGGCGUAUCAACAUCGAAAUAUAAGUGUGACAACAGAUGAUGGACAGUAUUAUUCAUAAAAACAUGCCUCACUGUGAUAUUUGACACCUGCCAGAAAGUAGUUAACCAUAAUUUUGGAUGUCCAAGCAGUAUGCCAAUACUUAAGGUUUAAGCUAACAAUGUUUGGGAUACCCUGUAAAAUGCAAAAAUUAAGUGGACUAGGGAGGACUGUCCCUGUUUCACAUCGGUGGAUUUCUUUAUCAGCAGUAGGUUGGAAAAGCCAAUCAGCAAACAGUGAAAAUGAGGAUGAUGACAAGCGUGAUAUGUUAUCCACAUCCCCAGAGAAGCCAUUCUUGGGCUCUGAUCCCAGCUCUUCAUCUCAAAAUUUUAUGUCUGGCUAUACCUUACAUCGGAGAAUGUGGGGAAAGUCCCUGUCGCCAUUGGAAAGAAUCAGUCGCCUAUUGCCAGAGGUCUCUUUGCCAGAAGAAGUUCAAAGCUUGAGGGAUAAGGUUGAAGUUAGUAGCAGUAAUGGAGCUCACCUGGGCAUAAAUAUUAUGGCAUCUUGCUCUGUUCUUACCAAGGCUAAAGUAGAAAUUACCUCUCCAGAAAAUGAAGUUAUGGAAGAAAUUCCAAAAUUGGCAUGCUUCGGCUCAGAGAAACCAAUUAAUAGCCACCAUUCCCCUUUUAAAGCAGAGGACCUUGUGUUGGCAGAGUUCCGCAAGAAGAACCGUGUGGAGUUUAGGAAAAUUUUUACUCUGAGUGCGGUUGGAAAGCUGCAGUGUAACUGGGGACUGAUCCACCACAGGGAUAUUAUAGGAGUUCUACCCGGUCAAUUUAUCACCUCCUCAACUGGAUUUAAAUUUCUCAUGAGACGGCCCUCAUUAGAAGAGUAUGUACUUCUGAUGAAAAGAGGUCCAACUAUAUCCUAUCCAAAGGAUAUGAAUGCCAUGCUGAUGAUGAUGGAUGUCGGCUUUGGAGACUACAUUUUGGAGACAGGAUCUGGAUCAGGGGCUAUGUCUCUGUUCUUAUCUAGAGCAGUUGGAUUUGCGGGUCAGGUUAUCAGUGUUGAGGUGCGAAAAGAUCACUAUUUCACUGCAGUGCGAAACUUUCAACGCUGGAGGACAGUAUGGAAGACAGCACGAAAGGAGGAAUGGCCUGACAAUGUAACAUUUAUCAACAAAGACAUAACCUCUGUUGCUCCCGAAAUUGCAGGCAUCAUUUUUGACUCUGUAGCACUAGACAUGAUAAGCCCUCAAAUUGCUCUGCCAUUGGUUCAUCAACAUCUCAAAGAGGGAGGUGUCUGUGCUGUUUACUUGGCCAAUAUAACACAAGUGGUUGAUUUGCUGGAGGGAAUCCGGCAUUGUAAAAUGAAUUUUCUCUGUGAGAAGGUAACAGAAGUCACCCACAGAGACUGGAGAGUGUUGCCUGCCCGAAGAAAAGAUGGUAGCACGGCACCUAAAGUUUCACCUAGCAUUGCUGAAGGAAAUGCAGAGACAAAAGAGCAAGUGUAUUAUGAACACGAAGAGGCAGAGGAACUUUGUGAACAAAGUCAAGGAAGAUCGGAAACGAGCAAUUCUCCCCCAUUUGGCUCCAUCCCUUAUAUUGCCCGUCCUAAUCAUCAGCAAGCAAGCCACACAGCUUUUCUUGUUAAACUGAGAAAAUAUAUACCUACACUUGGUUUUAGUGCAACUGAAACCCCAGACCUCCAGUGAUUAAGAAAUCCAAAAAUGAAGCCAUCUAGGAAACAGCACAGUACCACAAUGUUAUAUCUUUCUUUCAAUAAAAAUGUGAAAAGUUUUGUUACAGGC